UUGUUUUUCGUUUUGUGAAAAACUAAUAGGAAAAUUAACGUGACCUGUCUGCAAGGUGAUCUCGAUUGGAAAAAAGUCUACGGUAUGUAAUGUUUGGGAGACAUUUGACCAUCACAGGGCCACGCCAGUUGAGGACCAUUGCAGCUAGAAAUCUUCACCUGACUGGGGCUUCUUACCAGGCCACUGAUCCUAUCCAACAACUGUUUGUUACUAAAAUUAGAGAGUAUGCCAACAAGAAGAAACAGCUUAAACCAGGAGAGGUGUUGGUAGAUGCUUCACCUGAAGUAGUACAGAACUACAAUGACAGUUUAAACAGAAUCUAUAAAAUGUACAGCCUAACUAAAGCCAACGCAACCACUGUCCCUGAACUCCAAUUUCAAGAUAAAGCAGUCCAAGUUAUUGAGCUUGAUAGCGUAAGUAUGGACAAUUUCACGCCAGAAUUUCCGGAGGAUAAGAUAGAUCUUUCUGCAGAGAACCCCAAGGUUGGUGACCUCCACAUGCGAGUGCUAGGCUUUGAUCCCGAGAGAAAUGCUCCAGACGAUGUACCCUCAAAGAUUGCAGUGUGAACUACAGACCAUGUAUAGGAAAACUUUGACAUUAAAUUCAUAGAACUUUAUAUGGUGACUUGAUUUGUGCUGAAAUAAGUCUAAUCAGAUAUUGUAAAGUAUUGAGCUGUUGACAGAUGUUGGUUAUGAACAUAGAGCAAAAAUAAAUCAUUGGAAUAAA
This is a messenger RNA of Saccostrea cuccullata (small rock oyster), 726 nucleotides long. Its product is annotated as ATP synthase-coupling factor 6, mitochondrial-like. Bases 90 to 566 code for a protein of 158 amino acids. The transcript is spliced from 4 exons. Gene Ontology annotation, molecular function: proton transmembrane transporter activity. Gene Ontology annotation, biological process: proton motive force-driven ATP synthesis. The record is from RefSeq and is a predicted model, not a curated record. Lineage: Eukaryota; Metazoa; Mollusca; Bivalvia; Ostreida; Ostreidae.